AUGCGUUUCGUUUGGAUGUUUGCUUAUUUUUUGGCUACCUGUGUCAUUGGCGCACGACAACGUGGUUUAGCUCGGGGUUUACAUGAAGCAACCCACGGUUGUUUUGCUAGCAAUCAAUAUUUGAAUUUUUUUCUUGGUACAUUCUGUUCGGGUUAUGUCGUAUUUCAAAGUUUUUGUGGCUACCAAGCAUCACAUGUCAGAAAUCAUCAUCCAUACCUAGGCACUGAUCGAGACCCUGAUUAUCAAGGAUUGAAAGAAAACGGGAUAUGUGGUGUUCAUAGAACAAGAGCCCAUGUUGAACGUUAUUUGCUGAGUUUAUUAUGGCCCAUUGCUUCACUGAAGUAUUUUAUGUAUUUAAUCAAAUAUCGUAUUUGGACAAAAGAUGAUGAUAAUCGCGAAACGUUGCUGCGAAGUGUCUAUCUGAUCAUGCUUACGACAAUCUUUCUCUACAGUGGACGCAGUUCGCUACUUUUAUUCUAUUGGAUUAUUCCUUACUUCACUACCCAUAUGUGGAUUGGAUCAUUGAUUGAGCUUAUGGAGCACUAUCCUAUGAUUGAGACCGCUCCUCGUAUUGAUAUAUACCUGACACGAAAUCGUUUUUGUGGAUGGCUUUGGAAUUUUUUCCUUGGUGUACAUAAUGAAAGCUACCAUCUCAUUCACCAUUUGUUUCCGAAAGUACCCGAGUGGGAAUAUCAUAAUGUUCAUCGUAUAUUGAUGACAGAUGUGACGUAUGCUAGCCUUCACAAGAAGUCGGGCUGGAAAAAUCUCAUGAAAGAAAUAAUACAAGUUGACGAGGAACAAUAA
Rotaria socialis is the source of this 804-nucleotide messenger RNA. Lineage: Eukaryota; Metazoa; Rotifera; Eurotatoria; Philodinida; Philodinidae. The record is from the annotation of a GenBank genome assembly.